CAAUCGCACAUGUGGACUGUACUCUGUAGUGUGUAAUGUGUAAGUUUGUGAUUUUAACGUUUAGUACUUUGCUAUGUAAAUUGAAUUAUAAAAUAUUAUGAUCGUUUCUAUUCUAUUUAGCUUGUAUUUUGAACUUGACACAUUCAAUAGGUUCAACUGAACAAAAAAACUGUUGAAUUAAAGUUUAUCAUGGAAGAAUAUAAAACCACUUUGAAAACUGCUAUUGAAAACAAACAAUUCAUUGAUAAUAAAUUGUUUUCAAAACUAGCAGAAUACCUUGAAAAUAAUAAAAAAGCACAUAAAUAUGACAGUCUCUUACUAGAAUACCUCAAGGUUUUUCCACAACAAGUUGUUCGUCUUCCGUCAGACUUGUUUCUACAUCUUACAUCCAACAAAGACGAACCUUUACAUCCAUUGUAUUUGUUUGUAGCAGCAAGGCAUAAUUAUUUAAACCAACAGAUUUUUUAUAACUUGAAUUUAAAUUCUUUACCAACGGACAAAUGGGCUUAUCUUAUGUCAGCAUUUUAUCAAAGGCUUGAAAUGAUUAUGUAUGAUCCUACAUUUACAAAACGCGCUAAAGAAAAAAUUGAUACGUAUAGCAUGUUGAUCAACAGCCCAAACUGGUUUACUGACAACGAAGAGUUUUUUUUGGGACUACAUUUAAUUGAAUAUGACGAAGAAGAGUGCCAUGAAGUGUUUGAAAAAUUAAAAAAUAACUGGUCUGAUUUCAAGAUAAACAAAGCGUCGGUAUCGUUUGUAGAUUUAAUUGCUUCAAAAUGUGACAAGGAAAUAGAAUUCAUCCAGUUUUUGAUAUCUGCUCUUUUUUCUUUACCUCCCGACAGUACUGAUGUGGUUUGGCUGUCCGAUAAAAUUAUAAAAACCUUAAAAAUGUUGGAAGACAAUAGUUCCAUAUUUAUAAGUGAUUGGGAUGCUAUAACUAAAAAAGCUCUCAAGUGCUUAUUAGACGAAGAUGCAAAAUAUGAUUUUGUAAAAGUUUUAAGGAAAUUACUUGAUAAGACUUCAAUAGAUAAACUAAUAGCGUCUAAUACUUUAAGCUUACUUACUGGACAUUCACAGUUUUGUAAUGUCAUGCUCAAUCGUAGUGCCAACCAGUCUCAAAAAGAAGAAGUAUUGAAACUGUUAGAAGUAUUAGUAAACAAACAGCCAUCACUAAUGACUUUAAGUCAUGUGCCAUUUUUUCUCUGUUCAUAUAACGCAUCUUUAUCUGUGACUGACCAACUAUUGUUAAGAUUACUAUUUUCGUACGAAGAAAAUUCCAUACCUGUGUCAAACUAUAGACCUUAUUUAUGGGGAUCGUUUGCCGUGGAUCAUUAUCAAGUAAAAAAUCAUUUAGAAUCAAAAACGUUGUACGAUUUCCCAUCAACCACCGAAGUAAUUUCCUACGUACCUUACAAAAGAGUAAAAGAAACAAUAACAUAUUUCCCCAUUGAAAGAGUUUUACAUAUUAAAAAUCAAAAAAUUUUGCACUGUAAAAACACAAAAGAUCCUAGUAAUAUGUUGGAUCCUGCAUUUUUCUUGCCUAUGAUAAGUAGUCUAUUAGGUACAGAAGCUCCGUUGAGCAUAGAAAAGUUCACUAAGAACGGUUGUUUGUCUAUGGUGUUGGCUUGUUUAGGCAGUUGCGAUGAUGCUAUUCGCUUAGCUGCAUAUCAUGUGCUCACACGUUUGCGAUCUCAUUUAUUUUGUAGAAGAGCUGAAAAUUUGUUAUGGGAUCAUUUCAUUUCGUGGGCAGCCCAUGGAAUCCACGACUUGCAUUUGAAACCUCCUCCGCAGUUACCUAUGAUUCAAGCUCUGUUUUUGGCCAGGAUGGUUUUAGCAAUGGCCAACUAUGAAAAAUCUAUCGACGUGACAUGUUACAAAAUUCUAUUAGCUCGUCCGGCAGCACGGCUUAAUAACGUUCCAGAAAUGAAAACUUUCAUGAACGCUAUUUCUAUUGAAAACGAUAAGACACGACAUGUGCGAUGGAUAUUCAAAGUGAUAAGAGAUGGAACUCGAUCUAACGCGGAUUGGCAAAUAUUGAAAAAUAUGGAUUUACUCAAUAUGUUUUUAGUUACACUGAGCUGUGGCAGUUCAAAACCUAAGAUGUUGAUUAUGAAAAUAAUGGAAGCAGCAUUUCUUGUUCAGCCGGCAACAAAUGGAGGCACCGGUCCUUGGGCUUUGAGCUUGAUGAUGGCUAUAAGCAAACUACAAGUUAAAUUAUCGACUGAAGAAGUUAUUCAAAUGUUUUCAUGUUUAAACGCUUUGAGUGCAAGUUCCAGUAUUAGUACAGCUACAGUUGACUUUUUGUUGUUUAUGUUUUUGGAAUAUGGAAACGUCCUAGACGUAGCAGUGGCAGGCUUUGCCACCUUAGCCAAUAUUGCGUCAAAGUACAUGGAAUCAUUUCAGCUUUUGACCAAUCAAAACUUAUUGGAUGUUUUAGAUUGUGGGGAAAGUUCAACGGCUCUAACACCAGAUGAAAUUCAGAAAUGCCGUUGUGUUUUAGAGCAUGGAGUCAAUGGGAUACAAAUAGAUAACAAUGAAAAUACAUAUUUAUACCUACCCACUCUCCUUAAAUAUUUAAAAACGAGUUAACAAGUUAUAAUUAAUUUUUGUAUCUUAAU
Adelges cooleyi (spruce gall adelgid) is the source of this 2618-nucleotide messenger RNA. RefSeq names its product nucleolar pre-ribosomal-associated protein 1. Bases 190 to 2589 code for a protein of 799 amino acids. Lineage: Eukaryota; Metazoa; Arthropoda; Insecta; Hemiptera; Adelgidae. The record is from RefSeq and is a predicted model, not a curated record. Gene Ontology annotation, cellular component: nucleolus. Gene Ontology annotation, biological process: maturation of 5.8S rRNA from tricistronic rRNA transcript (SSU-rRNA, 5.8S rRNA, LSU-rRNA); maturation of LSU-rRNA from tricistronic rRNA transcript (SSU-rRNA, 5.8S rRNA, LSU-rRNA). The transcript is spliced from 11 exons.